This is a messenger RNA of Acipenser ruthenus (sterlet), 633 nucleotides long. Its product is annotated as mid1-interacting protein 1-B-like. Bases 88 to 492 code for a protein of 134 amino acids. The record is from RefSeq and is a predicted model, not a curated record. The transcript has a single exon. Gene Ontology annotation, cellular component: cytosol. Gene Ontology annotation, biological process: regulation of lipid biosynthetic process. NCBI's taxonomy places the organism in Eukaryota, Metazoa, Chordata, Actinopteri, Acipenseriformes, Acipenseridae.
CAUUCUGCCUUUGAAUUCGCACUGUACUGAGACUUCCUCACCAGCAACAAGAUCACAGCAGCAACACAAGAACAGCAGGAAGAAGCCAUGCAGUCUGCCGAGCCGAAGAACCAGAAGAGCUGCCUGGUUGCUACCCUGAGCCGGUACACCUCUGCUGUGCGCAACAUGGAGCACACGAUCAUGCUGCCCAGUCUUCUCCGGGACGUCCCCCCCAAGGAGCCCGAGGACACCUUUGCAGCAGAGGGCAACAAUAAAGACCUAUAUGAAUACUACCUCAUGUUGAAGUCUGUCAGGAACGUUGUGGAGAGCGGGCUGAUGCCCCCCGAUGAGCGGAAAGCCCUCAGCGCCCCAAUGGAGACCCUGGAGGACUCGGAUCCAGAGACCCUCUUCCAUUUCCACCUGACGGGGCUCUUCUCGGUUCUCAACAACCUCACCACGUCGUCCCACGUGCUCACCAGACGAUACAAAGAAGUCAUCGGCCUGUCCAACUAGAACCAAAGCAUGCGAAACCACGCAAAAAGAACAAUCCACCAGCAUCAAAGAAUCUACUAUGACCAAGCGAACAACUGCUGUUUUCAAGAAACAAAGUUAUCAUACAGCCAAUGUAAACAUUAAUAAAAUGGUUUAAUCUGA